ACUCUGGUACUUCUCCCACCUCUGCAGGUUAAUUGAACUAGAUUCCCACAGUCUGUAUUGUACUGAAUGAAAAAAAGAAUCCGGCAACAUGAAGAAAGAGCCUGAAAGAGGAAGCAGUGUAGCGGAGGUGUGGGGGCUGGUCAGAGGCUGGUAGAGAGGAGGGCCCUCCGUCAGCCCGUCCGUCGCUGCAGUGACGUGAACCAUCUUGGUCAAAUAAAGGAUCUUUGGUUCCUCAGGCAGCGCACUGAGCAGGGAGAGUUUGUUCUGCAGCAGUCAUGGCGGUGGAGCUUUACCUGGACCUUCUUUCUCAGCCCUGCCGCUCAGUUCUGAUCUUCGCGAAGAAGAACAACAUCCCGCAUGAAGUGAGGAACAUCUCGCUGAUGGACGGUGAGCAGUAUGGAGAUCACUUUGGGAAGAUAAGCCUGAUAAGAAAAGUCCCUGCUCUGCGAGAUGGAGACUUCAGCCUGACUGAAAGCCCAGCCAUCCUGCUGUAUCUGGCGCAGAAGUUUCAGACCCCAGAGCACUGGUACCCAGCGGACCUCCAGCAGCGCGCUCGCAUCAAUGAGUAUCUGUCCUGGCAGCACUGUGCCAUCCGUCUGCAUGGAUCCAAGGUGUUCUGGCUCAAGGUGGGUUCACUGACACCCUGAGGUGGAAGAAGUACU
This is a messenger RNA of Notothenia coriiceps (black rockcod), 662 nucleotides long. Its product is annotated as glutathione S-transferase theta-1-like. Gene Ontology annotation, molecular function: glutathione transferase activity. NCBI's taxonomy places the organism in Eukaryota, Metazoa, Chordata, Actinopteri, Perciformes, Nototheniidae. Gene Ontology annotation, cellular component: cytoplasm. The record is from RefSeq and is a predicted model, not a curated record. The transcript has 3 exons. Bases 276 to 647 code for a protein of 123 amino acids. Gene Ontology annotation, biological process: glutathione metabolic process.